AUGUACUACGAUCAACUUACGAUCCUCAUUCACCUGCAACGGACGGGCAGCCCCGGGCUCGAUGAAUUAGAUCUGGAAACCGACGCUCUACCCGACACGUUAGAAUCGCCCCGGCACGACGAUUGCGUCUUAUACACCGCCGCGCAACAGCUUACUACGAUGAUAACAGCCCUUGUGCCCAAUCAACUCCUCUUUGUGCUACCUCAUGAUACGUACAUGUCCAUUUUUGCCGCCCAGGUGGUGUUUCUGCUUCGAAUCAUCCGAAUCCGUCGACAUCACCGGUAUCCAGCUGCAAAGGACGCGGAAAUUGCAGCCCGUGCUCAGCUUAUGACUUGUCAAACUAUCAUGCACUUGAUACUGGAUAUAUGGGAUUCUGCAGCGUGGACAACGCGUCUGUUCAACCGUCUACUGGCAAAUAUCUCAGCUGCUUCAGCGGCAACUCCAGCACGACAUCUCCAAGCUGCAAACAAUCACGAGGAAUCCUGUUCUGCAGAUACACUUGAGAAUUCACAUACUAUGCAUCAGGGCGGCGACCUUAACACUACUCAUACGAACCUGGACUUCAGCACGAUCACAGACGUGCAAUGUGUGGACCUUCCGCAAGGAGACGUUGGAUUGGAACACCCCUCGUACCUAUUUCAAGACUCUUUCUAUGAUAUGUGGUUUAAGGAGGACGACUUUCCCGGCUUGUUUACAGGCUGA
Cladophialophora immunda is the source of this 702-nucleotide messenger RNA. RefSeq lists its product as uncharacterized. The coding region runs from base 1 to 702 and encodes 233 amino acids. The transcript has a single exon. Lineage: Eukaryota; Fungi; Ascomycota; Eurotiomycetes; Chaetothyriales; Herpotrichiellaceae. The record is from RefSeq and is a predicted model, not a curated record.